Spinacia oleracea (spinach) is the source of this 3355-nucleotide messenger RNA. Its product is annotated as pre-mRNA-splicing factor ATP-dependent RNA helicase DEAH7. Gene Ontology annotation, molecular function: RNA binding; ATP binding; helicase activity. Gene Ontology annotation, cellular component: intracellular anatomical structure. The record is from RefSeq and is a predicted model, not a curated record. Lineage: Eukaryota; Viridiplantae; Streptophyta; Magnoliopsida; Caryophyllales; Amaranthaceae. The coding region runs from base 497 to 3139 and encodes 880 amino acids. The transcript has 12 exons.
UAAAUACAAUUUUAGUACAGUUCAAUAAACUAAAAACCUCCCUCUCUUUUUUCUCUCUCCUCCUACUCGACGGCAAGGCCAGUACACCGAGUGUCGUUGUUGCGCUGCUCCUUCUUCGUUCCUCUUCUUCCAUUCUUCCGUGCACCAGCCACCACCAUCACCGCCAUUCUUCCAUUGUUAUUGCGCUUUUCAAAGAAUCAAACAGAUUUAGCUGAAUCGUUUGCAGUUACAAUGUCAAAUUCUUCACCUCUUUAUCUGAAUAGAAGGAGUAGAGAAUCUGAAUAGAAGGAGUAGAGAGACACAUAGUGCGGGCAGAGAUAAUAGCAGCGGUGAAUAUCGUCAAAGGAAAAGGAUCAGAUACGAGGGAUCUAGGAGAAUAAUCCCUGGCAGAUCAGACUGGGAUGAUGGUAGAUGGGAAGGAUCAUAUUCUUCGCCUUGGGAUCUGGCGGCCCCAUCGCCCGUUCCUAUCCGUGCUUCUGGCACCGUUACUAGAGAGAUGAGAAGCGAUGGAAGUAUGAUGUCACGUGCUCAGAGCAAGAGGCAUUCACAGCUUAGUGCAUACAAGCAACAAUGGGAGGACAAACAACUGAUGAGAUCAGGUGCAGUUCGAGGUACUGAGGUUCAAACUGAAUUUGACAAUGAAGAGGAGAACAAGGUUGUGCUUUUAGUUCAUGAUAUAAAACCUCCAUUCUUGGAUGGUAGAGUCGUUUUUACUAAGCAGGCAGAUCCUGUAAUGCCUUUGAAAGAUCCAACAUCAGAUAUGGCUAUUAUAUCCCGUAAAGGAUCUGGUUUAGUGCGGGAAAUUCAUGAAAAACAAAGCAUGAACAAGUCACGCCAAAGGUUUUGGGAACUUGCUGGUUCUAAACUUGGUGAUGUCCUUGGUGUUGAGAAGACAGCAGAACAGGUUGAUGCUGAUAAAGCUGUGGUUGGUGAAGAUGGGGAAGUUGAUUUCAAAGAAGACGCAAAAUUUGCUCAGCAUUUGAAAAAGGAUGAAGCAGUGAGUGAGUUUGCGAAGACAAAAACCCUGUCUCAGCAGAGACAAUAUCUUCCAAUAUACUCUGUUAGGGAUGACCUAUUACAGGUUAUUCGUGAGAAUCAGGUUGUUAUCGUUGUUGGAGAGACGGGUUCAGGAAAGACAACUCAACUAACACAGUAUUUGCAUGAGGAUGGUUACACUUCGAAUGGCAUUGUUGGAUGUACUCAACCAAGGCGUGUUGCAGCAAUGAGUGUUGCAAAAAGAGUCAGUGAAGAGAUGGAAACGGAUCUGGGAGAUAAAGUUGGUUAUGCUAUCCGCUUUGAGGAUGUUACAGGACCCAACACCGUGAUUAAGUACAUGACAGAUGGUGUACUUUUACGUGAAACACUAAAAGAUGCUGAACUUGAGAAAUACCGUGUCGUUGUGAUGGAUGAGGCGCACGAGAGAUCCCUGAACACGGAUGUGUUGUUUGGCAUAUUAAGGAAGGUGGUUGCUCAACGGCGAGAUUUUAAGCUAAUUGUAACUUCAGCCACUCUGAACGCGGAGAAGUUCUCUCAAUUUUUUGGAAGUGUCCCAAUAUUCCAUAUUCCUGGGAGAACAUUUCCUGUGAAUACCUUGUACAGUAAAACACCUUGUGAAGACUAUGUUGAAGGUGCUGUAAAGCAAGCGAUGACUAUACACAUAACCUCCCCACCCGGCGACAUCCUGAUUUUUAUGACAGGACAGGAUGAGAUUGAGGCAGCAUGCUAUGCUCUUGCCGAGCGCAUGGAACAGCUAAUCUCCUCAACACAGAAGGCAGUUGCAAAGCUCCUUAUUCUUCCCAUUUACUCGCAGCUUCCCGCUGAUUUACAGGCAAAAAUAUUCCAAAAAGCUGAAGACGGAGCAAGAAAGUGCAUUGUAGCAACCAACAUUGCUGAGACAUCUCUGACUGUAGAUGGUAUUUUCUAUGUUAUCGACACGGGUUAUGGUAAAAUGAAGGUCUACAAUCCAAGAAUGGGUAUGGAUGCUCUUCAAGUCUUCCCUGUGAGCCGUGCUGCUGCUGACCAGCGUGCUGGACGUGCUGGUAGAACUGGGCCCGGCACUUGCUACCGUCUAUAUACAGAGAGUGCGUAUCUGAAUGAGAUGCUUCAUAGUCCUGUUCCUGAAAUUCAGAGGACAAAUCUUGGUAAUGUUGUUUUGCUUCUGAAAUCUCUCAAAAUUGAGAACUUACUAGACUUUGAUUUCAUGGACCCACCUCCACAAGAAAACAUCCUAAAUUCCAUGUACCAGUUGUGGGUACUGGGUGCCCUUAACAAUGUCGGUGGCCUAACAGACCUCGGUUGGAAAAUGGUGGAAUUUCCGUUGGACCCGCCACUAGCAAAGAUGUUACUGAUGGGUGCAAAGCUGCAUUGCCUCGAUGAAGUGUUGACUAUAGUGUCAAUGCUUUCAGUUCCAACAGUAUUCUUCCGUCCCAAAGACAGGGAAGAAGAGAGUGACUCUGCUAGGGAAAAGUUCUUUGUCCCUGAAUCGGAUCACUUAACCCUUCUCAAUGUGUACCAGCAAUGGAAAAGCAACGACUAUCGAGGAGACUGGUGCAAUGAUCAUUUUCUACAGGUUAAAGCUUUACGGAAGGCUAGGGAAGUAAGAUCACAGCUUAUGGAUAUACUGAAACAACUUAAGAUAACACUUACUUCAUCUGCUGAUUGGGAUAUGGUUAGACAAGCUAUAUGUUCUGCAUAUUUCCACAAUUCUGCUAAACAGAAGGGGAUUGGUGAGUAUGUUAACACAAGGAACGGCAUCCCGUGCCAUUUGCACCCUAGCAGUGCUCUUUAUGGAUUAGGGUACACACCAGAGUACGUGGUUUAUCACGAAUUGCUUUUGACUACAAAGGAGUACAUGCAGUGUGUUACUGCUGUUGAGCCGCAUUGGUUAGCAGAAUUAGGGCCUAUGUUUUUCUCGGUGAAAGAAUCUGAUACGUCGUUGUUGGAGCAUAAGAAGAAACAGAAGGAAGAGAAGACAGCUAUGGAAGAAGAGAUGGAGAAUCUAAGGAAAGAACAAGCAGAAACUGAGAUUAAAAGAAAGGAGAAAGAAAGGCAGAAACGAGCUAAAGAGAAUGAGAAGAUCGCGAUGCCUGGGACUCGCCGUGGUUCCACAUACCUCAGGCCUAAAAGGUUGGGUUUGUAAAUAUUGUUACUGGUUGUAAGUAUUGUUUUAACUUAGAUUAAGAUUUAUUAACCUAAACAAAUAUGGCCAAGUGAUAACAUGAUCACGUUUGGUCAUUGCUCUAAUCUAAAUAUUGUACUAUUUUUACUUUUAUUUGUAAACAAUAGUCUGUCCAUUUGUACAAUUGAGGAUAUCUUACUUAUUAGAGCAAACACAUGAUAAUCAUCCCAACUCCCA